AUGGUCGCCCAGGAACGCGAGUUACCCAUUUCAGAAACAACGAUUAUUGUUCUGCUUGUAUUCCUUUUGGUUUUCUUUCGAGGAUUCAGCGUGUUCAUACAGAAACGUGCUAUCACCGUGGGAUUGAAGAAGAAUGUGACGAUCGUUGUGAUGGGUGAUAUCGGUCGGUCUCCAAGGAUGCAAUAUCAUGCUUUGAGUUUUGCGCAAAAUGGAUGGACCGUAGAUUUUGUAGGAUACGAUGGUGUCAAACCAUUGGAUUCCAUCAUGAAUAACCCUCUGAUCAAAAUUCAUCACAUAUCCCAUCUGUGGCGAUUUCCAGACAAUUUUCCAAAGUGGUUGUUUAUUCUGUGUACUCCAAUCAAAGUGUACCUUCAGAUAUUGUCAUUAUACUGGACUUUAUUUAUGAAGACGAGUAGACCAGAUGUUAUGCUUGUUCAGAAUCCACCUUCAAUACCGACAUUGAUGAUCACGCAAUUUGUUUGUUGGGUACGGCAAACCAAUCUGAUAAUUGAUUGGCACAAUUUCGGAUACACCAUCCUCGGACUUCGAUUGGGAAAGGAUAGUCUAAUUGUUAAGUUUGCAAAAUGGUACGAGAAAAUAUAUGGAGGCAGAGCAGGUGCACACUUGACCGUGACCUCGAAAAUGCAUCGUGAAUUGAUGUAUAAUUGGGAGGUUCAAGGACCCAUUGUCACAUUGUAUGAUCGGCCGCCGACAAAUUUCAAAAGGUUAGAAUUAGAGGAAAUUCACGAGUUUCUCACCCGGUUAAAUUUGGAAAAAAUUGUUUCGGAGCAAACAAUCAACUCACAUUUUCUUCCGUCAUCGACAUCGACAUCGACAUUGCUAACAAGCAAAACUUCACCAACCAAUCCGGCGAAAUACCGUGAUGAUCGUCCCAUAUUGAUAGUUAGCAGCACUAGUUGGACUGCUGAUGAAGAUUUUUCGAUGUUAUUGCAGGCCGCACAAAUAUGCGAUCAAUUUGCGGAGCUGUGUUCUAAACAGGAUUCAAACAAGAAAUUUCCAAAGUUACUUUUUGUCAUCACCGGCGAAGGACCCCUGAAGAGUAAAUAUGUAGAGGAGAUAA
Molecule: messenger RNA, 1081 nt
Organism: Acaulospora morrowiae
Lineage: Eukaryota; Fungi; Glomeromycota; Glomeromycetes; Diversisporales; Acaulosporaceae
Source: the annotation of a GenBank genome assembly